This is a messenger RNA of Enhydra lutris kenyoni (northern sea otter), 2996 nucleotides long. It is a transcript of the gene LGR6, whose product is annotated as leucine rich repeat containing G protein-coupled receptor 6. Gene Ontology annotation, molecular function: protein binding; G protein-coupled receptor activity; protein-hormone receptor activity. Lineage: Eukaryota; Metazoa; Chordata; Mammalia; Carnivora; Mustelidae. The transcript has 18 exons. Bases 7 to 2910 code for a protein of 967 amino acids. Gene Ontology annotation, cellular component: membrane. Gene Ontology annotation, biological process: G protein-coupled receptor signaling pathway. The record is from RefSeq and is a predicted model, not a curated record.
GCCAAGAUGCCCAGCCCGCCCGGACUGCGGACGCUGUGGCUGUGCGCCGCGCUGUGCGCCUCCCCGUGCGCUGGAGGCGCCCCCCAGCCGGGCCCCGGGUCCGCCGCCUGCCCGGCCCCCUGCCACUGCCAGGAGGACGGCAUCAUGCUGUCGGCCGACUGCUCGGAGCUUGGGCUCUCCGCCGUGCCCGGGGACCUGGACCCCCUGACGGCUUACCUAGACCUGAGCAUGAACAACCUCACAGAGCUGCAGCCUGGCCUCUUCCACCACCUGCGCUUCCUGGAGGAGCUGCGUCUCUCGGGGAACCAUCUCUCACACAUCCCGGGACAAGCGUUCUCUGGCCUCUACAGCCUGAAAAUCCUGAUGCUGCAGAACAACCAGCUGGGAGGAAUCCCCGCAGAGGCGCUGUGGGAGCUGCCGAGCCUGCAGUCUCUGCGCCUAGAUGCCAACCUCAUCUCCCUGGUCCCGGAAAGGAGCUUUGAGGGGCUGUCUUCCCUCCGUCACCUGUGGUUGGACGACAAUGCGCUCACCGAGAUCCCUGUCAGGGCCCUCAACAACCUCCCUGCCCUGCAGGCCAUGACCCUGGCCCUCAACCGCAUCAACCACAUCCCUGACUACGCCUUCCAGAACCUCACCAGCCUUGUGGUGCUGCAUCUUCAUAACAACCGCAUCCAGCAUCUGGGGACCCACAGCUUCGAGGGGCUGCACAAUCUGGAGACACUAGACCUGAACUAUAAUGAGCUGCAGGAGUUCCCUGUCGCCAUCCGGACGCUGGGCAGACUGCAGGAACUGGGGUUCCAUAACAACAACAUCAAGGCCAUCCCAGAAAAGGCCUUCAUGGGGAACCCUCUGCUGCAGACAAUACACUUUUAUGAUAACCCAAUCCAGUUUGUGGGGAGGUCAGCGUUCCAGUACCUGCCUAAACUGCACACACUAUCCCUGAAUGGUGCCACGGACAUCCAGGAGUUCCCAGAUCUCAAAGGGACCACCAGCCUGGAGAUCCUGACCCUGACCCGUGCAGGCAUCCGGCUGCUCCCACCAGGGAUGUGCCAGCAGCUGCCCAGGCUCCGAGUGCUGGAAUUGUCUCAUAAUCAAAUCGAGGAGCUGCCCAGCCUGCACAGGUGUCAGAAACUAGAGGAAAUAGGCCUCCAGCACAACCGCAUCUGGGCGAUCGGAGCAGACACCUUCAGCCAGCUGAGCUCCCUGAGAGCCCUGGACCUGAGCUGGAACUCCAUCCGGUCCAUCCACCCUGAGGCCUUCGUGACCCUACGCUCCCUAGUCAAGCUGGACCUGACGGACAACCAGCUGGCCACACUGCCCCUGUCUGGACUUGGGGGCCUGAUGCAUCUGAAGCUAAAAGGGAACCUGGCUCUCUCCCAGGCCUUCUCCAAGGACAGUUUCCCAAAACUGAGGAUCCUGGAGGUGCCCUAUGCCUACCAGUGCUGUGCCUAUGGCGUCUGUGCCAGCUUCUUCAAGGCCUCUGGACAGUGGGAGGCUGAGGACUUUCACCUUGAGGAGGAGGAGGCUCCAAAGAGACCCCCAGGCCUUCUUGCCGGACAAGCUGAGAACCACUAUGACCUGGAUCUGGACGAGCUCCAGCUGGAGAUGGAGGACACAAAGCCACACCCCAGUGUCCAGUGCAGCCCCAUUCCAGGCCCCUUCAAGCCCUGCGAGCACCUCUUCGAGAGCUGGGGCAUCCGGCUGGCUGUGUGGGCCAUCGUGCUGCUCUCUGUGCUCUGUAACGGGCUGGUGCUGCUGAGUGUCUUCGCAGGCGGGCCUGGCCCUCUGCCCCCGGUCAAGUUCGUCAUCGGUGCCAUCGCGGGUGCUAAUGCCCUAACCGGCAUAUCCUGUGGCCUCUUAGCAUCCGUGGACGCCCUGACCUUUGGCCAGUUCGCCCAGUAUGGAGCCCGCUGGGAGAUGGGGCUGGGCUGCCAGGCCACAGGCUUCCUGGCCGUCCUGGGGUCCGAGGCUUCCGUGCUGCUCCUCACUCUGGCCGCCGUGCAGUGUAGCGUCUCCGUCUCCUGCGUCCGGGCCUACGGGAAGGCCCCCUCCCUGAGCAGCAUCCGAGCGGGGGCCCUGGGCUGCCUGCUGCUGGCCGGGCUAGCCGCGGCCCUGCCCCUCGCCUCGGUGGGAGAGUACGGGGCGUCCCCGCUCUGCCUGCCCUAUGCCGCGCCCGAGGGCCGGCCGGCCGCGCUGGGCUUUGCCGUGGCCCUGGUGAUGAUGAACUCCUUGUGCUUCCUGGCCGUGGCCGCUGCCUACAUCAGACUCUACUGCCACCUGCCGCGGGGCGGCUUCGAGGCCGUGUGGGACUGCGCCAUGGUGCGGCACGUGGCCUGGCUCAUCUUUGCCGACGGGCUCCUCUACUGCCCUGUGGCCUUCCUCAGCUUCGCCUCCAUGCUGGGGCUCUUCCCUGUCACCCCAGAGGCCGUCAAGUCUGUCCUACUGGUGGUACUACCCCUGCCUGCCUGCCUCAACCCGCUGCUCUACCUGCUCUUCAACCCCCACUUCCGGGAUGACCUGCGGCGCCUCUGGCCCUGCCCAGGGACCCCAGGUCCCCUAGCCUAUGCUGCUGCCAACGAGCUGGAGAAGAGCUCCUGCGAUUCUACCCAGGCCCUGGUGGCCUUCUCUGAUGUGGAUCUCAUUCUGGAAGCUUCUGAGGCUGGGCGGCCUCCCGGGCUGGAGACCUAUGGCUUCCCCUCAGUGACCCUCAUCUCCUGUCAGCAGCCGGGGGGCCCCAGGUUGGAGGGCAGCCAUUUUGUAGAGCCAGAGGGAACUCACUUUGGGAACCCACCACCCUCCAUGGAUGGAGAACUGCUGCUCAGGGCAGAGGGAGCCAUGUCAGCUGGUGGGAGCCUGUCAGUGGGCAGGGCCUUCCAGCCCUCUGGCUCUGCCUUUGCCUCACACUUAUAAAUGGCCCUUCUCACUCUUUUCUUCCCAUGUCUUCCCUCCCCUCUCCUCCCACUCCAUGAAUGAUGGCUGCUUGUAAAAUAAAUUCA